GCUAGCCGAGUACGGAUUUUAACCAAUCAUCUCACAACAAUCGCCGCUCCUUGGCCCUAGCUUUAUUCUUUUCUAUGCGUGAUUGUCUAUCAUGGCUCGUAUCAAGUUUACUGUGCCUGCAUCGGCUGUUCAGGUACAGUCCGCUCGAGUUCUUCACGAUAAGAAGAGCGCGACUUCUACCCGGAAGAAGAUACAGACUGAAGUUGAGAGUUCGACUAAGUCGGCCGUAUCUAACGAGUUGUCUCUGAAACAGCAACAAAGCUUAGAGAUGGUACAAAUUAUGCUACAUGUAUCGUUUGGGACAUUGUUUUAUCUUCGGGAAUUCUUACCACUUCCCUGCUUCGAUGAUCGAGACCUGAAAGAGGCUCAACGAGAACGCAGAUAUUCAUACCGAGAAUUUCUCGACUCUAAAUCACGUCAUGGCAAUAAUGCAGGAGAACCAGAUGUCGCAUUCGGUAAUGGAAAGCGAGGCCAGCCACUCAAGGUGAUGAUACGCGGUACCGAUCCUAAGGCAGACAUGAUACUUGAUGUUCUGGAGAACGGCAUCUUCGACGCUUUACGCAAGAAUAUCCUUGAAGCCAUCCAAUUGACUAUCCUUGUGGACAAAGAUGCGCCGCAAAAUGUCCUAGAGUCAUAUACAUUUUCUUUCAAAUAUGCGGGAGGAUCAGAAAAUGUGGACAGUUGCCUAGAAAGCUUGUCGAUAGACCCUGUGGGUUACGUGGCUGACAUGAGAUCGGCACAAUCAGCCAGGGUAGGGCUGGAAACAAUAGUCAGGCGUUUGAUAACACUCAGCACCUUUCUACCUACUCUGCCUAAUAAACGCAACCUGGGAGUCAACCUGUUCUACACGGAAGACUGCCCUUCUGAUUAUGAGCCUCCGGGCUUUACUACGGCAAACAACGACACCAUAAAGUAUCCGCUUAAUGAGAACUGGAGAAAGGAGACUCAGUCGUGUGGGACGAUGAACAGUGGAUGGCAUACUGUUGGACUUAGGGUGACAUCUCUCAAAUGGACAGGGCCAGACCCUGAGGGAUCGGAAACACUACCAACGGUACCUUCACAGAUCGAAUACACAGAUGAGGUUUCAAGGGCAGAUGAUAUUGGUUUUGUCGACGAGCCGAGUGAUUUGUGCCGUAUAGAAGCAGGAAAUGGCGCCGACUCAGGUGAUCAUCUGGUUUUGGACCGGUCAUUAACGUACCAUGACGAUAGUAGCUUUCAAGAAGCAACUCAAGAUAUUGCUGAUAGGCGAAAGCUACAGAAUAUGAUGCAAACCCAGGGAUCUACUUACUCUGAUAGUGACCUCAUACCAACACAGCCAAUCAGCACUGAUCUUGCAAUCGAGGAUAAUUAUAAUUCUACACCACAAUUGGACUCAAGGUGGUCUCUUCCAGAGGAGCGGGUUGCAAAAAUUAGAGAACACCUACGUUUGCAAAAACCGACAUUCGACCUACCUCAUUCUGAAACCCAAUCUCAGGGCCUGGUUAGGUGUCAGUGUGGGUGGAACGGGGAAGAAACAUAUAUGUUAAAAUGUGCCUUCUGUCGCACGCGUCAGCACUUCCUGUGCUAUGGGUUCGAGGACCCGAACGACCCAAAAGUUCCUGACGUUCAUACUUGCUACAAGUGCUUACUGGGGCCAAGUGAUACCCAGUUACUCCAGGAAAUGAACAGCCUUGUGCUCCUGAGAAGAGCUCUGAAAGUCAUUCUAGAUGAGGGAUUUCCAAAUAAGAUCUCAGAAUUUACACAAAAGCUCCACUGUAACGGACAAACCAUUAUCCAAAUAACCGAUAUUUUGAAGAAAAAGGGGUUCAUUCAACCCACACCCGGCUAUAAACUCAAGGGAUUUGCCCGACGGGGGUUGCCAAAGUAUAGCAUCCCACAAUCAGAGAAUGUACGUCAAAGUCUAAAGAAGGAAAUAUUUCACCCCAUGGUGAAAAUAAAACAUUUUUACGCCUUGAAGAAUCCGAAUUGUCCGGAUAGCCUAGAUCCAACUUCAACCAGUCAAGAGCUUGGCCCCAUCGAUGUCCCUACUGUUCAAGCUGGGAACGUGCCAUUCGAGGGCUCCAGGCUGAGAGGUCAUGAGAGACAAAAUUCCAGCGGAGGCCCGCAAGAUCUGCCUCAAAAGAGCCAGGAUCACAAGAGAAAGUCGUUACCGGACUGUGAUAAAAAUGAGAGCUAUGAAUCCGAUGACCUUGAUAAGAACGACCGGGCUGCAGAGGAGCAACUGCAUAACAGCUUCCUAACUGAUGAGAGCAUGAACUCGAAGGCCAGGGGAUCAAGCCAACGAACAUCAAGUAGUCAGGAACCUCGACGUAGCGGCAGGAAAAGGCGUAAGAUAAGCAACUACUCCAAGCUUAUCGAUGUUGGGGCCGAGACGAGCGAUCAUGAGAGCAUCUAGGCUGAGAGAAUGUUUCUGAAAGCACAAAGUGGCCAUCUUGGCAUUACGCUGUCUUCUAACAAUUGGGGAGAUAGGGCGCUGGUGUCGGACCAAAAAAGGAACGAAAAACAAAAGGGCACUCAGGGGCUUGCACCAUAGUAAGCACUUGAACAGGGCGUCGGAGGGAAGUGAGGCAA
This is a messenger RNA of Aspergillus pseudotamarii, 2571 nucleotides long. RefSeq names its product putative meiosis specific protein Hop1. The transcript has 10 exons. Gene Ontology annotation, biological process: synaptonemal complex assembly; meiotic recombination checkpoint signaling. The coding region runs from base 92 to 2395 and encodes 767 amino acids. Lineage: Eukaryota; Fungi; Ascomycota; Eurotiomycetes; Eurotiales; Aspergillaceae. The record is from RefSeq and is a predicted model, not a curated record. Gene Ontology annotation, cellular component: nucleus.